AUGGCCGACUUUGGUCCUCGUGCCCCUCAUGGGCCCGACAUGUCGGGAGACCAAAACCCGCUGGAGGAUAUGGACAUGCACGAGAAGGGUGCUUUCGAUUCCCUCAUUCGCCCCGAUGACAGCUACACCCCCGAGGGCAUCUACUGGGCUGAUCUCCCGCUCUGGAAGAAGAUCACAUUCGUCACCUCCUACAACAACAUGGAGGCCAAGCGAGAGCUGAAUGAUAUCUGGAAGAUGAUGAAGGUGGAUCCUCUCUCGCCCAUCUCCUACUACUUCCGCAACAUGGUCCUCCCCGGUGCUGGUCUCGGUCUGGAGGGUUACGUGCUCUUCUCUAUCGGCAACAUCAAGCCUCUCUUCCAAUCAGCCUUCCCUGAUUGCUGGAAACACGCCAAGACCUGUAGCCAGCAGUGGAUUUACGCUAUCGACUACCUCGAGAUCAUCGGUAUCAUCGUGGGUCAGAUCCUGGUUGGAGUCUUGGGUGACUGGAUUGGCCGUCGAUGGGGUUUGAUUCAGGAUGCCGUUAUCAUGCUUCUCGGUCUUGUUAUGUUGACUGCCGCCUGGGGUGUGACCCAGAAUGGCUGGAUCAUCUGCUAUGCUUGGUGUCUCUUUAUCUACGGUAUCGGUGUUGGUGGCGAGUACCCCAUGACUGCCACCAGCGGUAUGGAGAACGCGAUCGGCUCUGGAAAGGUAUCCACCAAAGAAGAUCGCCUGCACCGUGGCCGCAAGGUCACCAGUGCCUUCCUGAUGCAGGGUUGGGGUCAGUUCUUCAACCAGGUUUUGCUCAUCAUUCUUUUGCUCUGCUUCCACCACGGCAGUGGUAAUAACCCUUACUCCACCGUCUCUGUUCAGUGGACCUACCGAGUUUCCUUCGCAAUUCCCGCCGUCGGUACUUUGUGGCUUGUGUACUACCGUGCCUACCAUAUGAAGGCUGCUAGCAAGCAACUUACCGCUGCCAAGAAGAAGGCUUCCGUCACUGGCUAUGAUGCCCAGUCUCUGAAGCUGACCUUCAAGUACUUCGGAUUCCGCAUGUUCGCAACUGCCGGCGGUUGGUUCGCCAACGAUGUCUUCUUCUACGGCAACAAGCUGUUCCAAAGCGAGUUCAUCAAGGUGAUCAGUCCCCAAUCUAACUCUGUUAUGCCCACCUGGUUGUGGAACUUGGUCAAUGUUGGUGUGUCUCUGUGCGGAUACUACAUGGCCUCGUUCCUGAUCGACAACAAGCUGUACGGUCGCAAAUGGAUGCAGAUCAUUGGUUUCUUGCUCUGCUUCAUUCUCUUCGUUAUCCCUGCUUUCAACUUCGAUUACUACCGUCGCCCCGAGAACAUCAAGGCUUUCCAGACGAUGUACUUCCUCAGCUCCUUCUUCAACCAGUUCGGUCCCAAUUCGGUCUCCUUCCUGGUCGCUGCCGAAGUUUUCCCCACACCCAUUCGUGCCUCCGCUCACGGUAUGUCCGCUGCCUGGGGUAAGGCCGGUGCCCUUCUGGCCGCUGUCUUGUACAACUACAUCGAUACCCAGACCAAGUUCUACGUUGUGCCUUGGUUUGGUCUGGCUGGUGCUGUGAUCACCGCGUUCUUCCUUCCCGACACCACUGGUUUGGACCUGAAGGAGCAGGAGCGCCGAUGGGAAUAUCUCCGCCAGGGUCGCGAGGAAGAGUACCACGGUCCUGCCGUGCACCCCAAGCACCUGUCAUGGUAUGAGCGCUACGUCCUGCGCAAGUCCCGCUACUACGAUGCCGAACUCGACUACCAACAGAAGGUCGAGGAGUACCGCAUUGAGUGGGAGACCGCCAUGGCCGCUAAGACCGCUGAGAAGGAAGUUGCCGACUCCCUUGACACUGAUGAGUCGCUUCUCGAAGGUCACGUGCACACAUACUUCCACCGCACCAGCCCUAUGUUCAAGGGCAUGGAGAAGAAUGUGACUUCUAAGCAGGAUACCUUCACCUUGCCUCCCCCUGCGGAGAGCGAGUCUGAGGAUGGUUCCCCCAACGAGAAGAAGCACUAA
Messenger RNA from Penicillium samsonianum, 1998 nucleotides. RefSeq names its product putative MFS phosphate transporter. The transcript is spliced from 2 exons. Gene Ontology annotation, molecular function: transmembrane transporter activity. NCBI's taxonomy places the organism in Eukaryota, Fungi, Ascomycota, Eurotiomycetes, Eurotiales, Aspergillaceae. The record is from RefSeq and is a predicted model, not a curated record. Gene Ontology annotation, biological process: transmembrane transport. Gene Ontology annotation, cellular component: membrane. The coding region runs from base 1 to 1998 and encodes 665 amino acids.